Messenger RNA from Rhea pennata, 4846 nucleotides. It is a transcript of the gene CMIP, whose product is annotated as c-Maf inducing protein. The record is from RefSeq and is a predicted model, not a curated record. The transcript has 21 exons. Gene Ontology annotation, cellular component: cytosol; nucleoplasm. The coding region runs from base 633 to 2951 and encodes 772 amino acids. Lineage: Eukaryota; Metazoa; Chordata; Aves; Rheiformes; Rheidae.
CACGGACACACGCUCACACACACGCACUCACACACACACGCACUCACACACACCCCACGCGCGCGCACCCCCACGCAGGCACACACCGGCACACACACGCACCCACAUACAUGCACACGCGCGCCCGCCGCACGCACUCGCGCACACGCCCCGGGGGGAAGGAAGGAGCCGCGGCCGGACGCCCCGCAGCCGCCGCCGCCAGGAGCCCCUGCCGCCGGCUUUUGUCUGCUGCCCCCGCCGCCAGCCCACCCUCCGCUCCGCUCCGCGGACAGCCGCCCGGCAGCAUGGAUGUGGCGCUCUGAGAGCCGCCGGAGGAGCCGGGGCAGAGCGGAGCGGGGCGCCCGCCGGAGGGCAGAUUUUGAAGUUUGAAUAAGGAUUUUUUUUUAAUUGCUUCCCUUUCCCCCCUCCCUUUUUUUCUUUUCCUUUUUUUUUUCGUUUUUUUUUUCUGUGUGGCUGAAUCCCUUCCUCCAUCUUCCUUGACAGUUUUUUUUUCCUCCUUCAGUAUUUUUUAAUCUGCUGUGUGGGGUUGGAUUUUAUUUUUACAGCUAGCUAGCUAGCUAGCUCUCCUACCUAUAGAAACCUUCCUCUUCGAGGCGGCUAGCAUUAAGCAAGAUACAGACUCGCAGGCUGCUAUGGAUUUUAACGGCAGCUCUGGUGGGGGCAGCGAUCACAGACAGAUAGAGGAGAGCAAGCCAUUGCUGGGUGAAAUGUCUGCGACGGAGGGGAAUAAAAUGGGUGCUGCUCCGUGCCGGCGAGCGCUGCUCCACUGCAACGGCAUGAGGUACAAGCUGCUGCAGGAGGGGGACAUCCAGGUGUGCGUCAUCCGGCACCCCCGGACAUUUCUCAGCAAGAUCCUCACCUCCAAGUUCCUGCGGCGGUGGGAGCCGCACCACUUGACCCUGGCGGAUAACAGCGUCGCCUCGGCCACGCCAACGGGUUACAUGGAAAACUCCAUUUCCUACAGUGCUAUUGAAGAUGUUCAACUGCUGUCCUGGGAGAACGCCCCUAAGUACUGUUUACAGCUCACAAUCCCGGGGGGUACUGUCUUACUACAGGCUGCAAACAGUUACCUGAGGGAUCAGUGGUUCCAUUCUUUGCAGUGGAAGAAAAAGAUCUACAAGUACAAGAAAGUGCUCAGUAACCCCAGCCGCUGGGAGGUGGUGCUGAAGGAGAUCAGGACGCUGGUGGACAUGGCGCUGACGUCUCCACUUCAGGAUGAUUCUAUUCACCAAGCACCACUGGAGAUUGUCUCAAAGCUGCUCUCAGAGAACAAUAAUUUAACCACUCAAGACCAUGAGAGCAUUAUUGUGGCAAUUGCACCUUUGCUGGAAAACAACCAUCCUCCUCCUGACCUCUGUGAAUUCUUCUGCAAGCACUGCCGAGAGCGUCCUCGGUCGAUGGUUGUCAUAGAAGUGUUCACCCCGGUGGUACAGAGAAUUCUCAAACACAACAUGGAUUUUGGGAAAUGCCCUCGGUUGCGUCUGUUUACUCAGGAGUACAUUCUGGCUUUGAAUGAGCUGAAUGCUGGAAUGGAGGUGGUCAAGAAGUUUAUUCAUAGCAUGCAUGGUCCAACUGGACAGUGCCCCCAUCCCAGGGUCCUGCCAAAUCUUGUAGCUGUCUGCUUAGCAGCCAUUUAUUCGUGUUACGAGGAGUUUAUCAACAGUCGAGACAAUUCGCCAAGCCUGAAGGAAAUUCGGAACGGCUGCCAGCAGCAAUGUGACCGAAAGCCUAAUCUCCCCCUCCGCCUUCUUCACACGAGUCCUGACCUGGUCUCUCAAGAGGCCACCUUGACUGAAUCCCGGCUCAAACCAGUCAUUGUCACUUCAAAUGAGAUCCAUGUGGAAGUAGAGCGCAACAACACAGCAAAUCAGAAGAUGACAGCUAAUGUUGGCAAUGACAGCGAACCCAACCUGAUUGACUGCUUGAUGGUCAGUCCUACCUGCAGCACCAUGAGCAUUGAGCUGAGUACCCAAGCAGACAGGAUUCUUGGCUGCUAUGUUGAAAUACUCAAGAUGCUGUCAGACUAUGACGACUGGAGACCAGCCCUCGCCAGCUUGCUUCAACCUAUCCCGUUCCCCAAAGAGGCACUCGCGCAUGAGAAAUUCACAAAGGAGCUGAAAUAUGUGAUUCAGAGAUUUGCGGAAGACCCAAGACAAGAAGUCCACUCAUGUUUGCUGAGUGUGCGGGCUGGCAAGGACGGCUGGUUCCAGCUCUACAGCCCUGGAGGAGUGGCAUGCGAUGAUGAUGGAGAGCUGUUUGCCAGUAUGGUUCAUAUUUUAAUGGGAUCCUGCUAUAAAACAAAGAAGUUUCUGCUUUCACUGGCUGAAAAUAAGCUAGGCCCCUGCAUGCUGCUGGCUCUGAGGGGUAAUCAAACGAUGGUAGAGAUUUUGUGUUUGAUGCUGGAAUACAACAUCAUCGAUAACAAUGACACCCAGCUCCAGAUCAUCUCUACCCUGGAGAGCACAGACGUGGGAAAGAGAAUGUAUGAACAGCUGUGUGACAGGCAGAGGGAGUUAAAAGAGCUGCAAAGAAAAGGUGGUCCCACAAGGUUAACACUGCCAUCCAAGUCAACAGAUGCAGACCUGGCCCGCUUACUAAGCUCGGGAUCUUUUGGAAAUUUGGAAAAUCUCAGCCUGGCCUUUACCAAUGUAACAAGUGCUUGUGCUGAGCACCUCAUUAAACUGCCUUCACUCAAGCAGCUGAACCUGUGGUCAACUCAGUUUGGAGAUGCAGGGUUGCGGCUUCUGUCCGAACACCUCACAAUGCUGCAAGUGCUCAACUUGUGCGAGACUCCUGUCACAGAUGCUGGGCUGCUGGCACUUAGUUCCAUGAAGAGCCUGUGUAGUUUAAAUAUGAACAGCACUAAACUUUCAGCGGAUACCUACGAAGAUCUCAAGGCUAAACUACCCAAUCUGAAAGAAGUGGAUGUUCGCUACACUGAAGCAUGGUGAACUCUCCCUGUCUCUGUUUCUCUCUUUUGCUUCUGACAAGAAGAAAAAGAUUUUUAAAAUGAACCAGAAAAAGAAAAAAACAACAAAAAAAACACUUUUGGCUAAUACGUGUAGAGCAGUGAAUCCCGGGACUUGGUGAUAGGAGUUGUGGUGUGAGGUAGAGGAGUCGCGUGGUGUGCGUGUCGGGGCGGGGGGGGGACUGAGCGGGCCUGGGCCCUGCCCCAUUCUUUGAGCUUUGUAAUUUCAGAACGAACAUAAUUUAAAUUGAAAAGAAAAAAAAAGACUUUGUAGCAGCAAGAGGAUUAUAAAGAGGAAAAAACCCACCAUUUGUGGAUUUUAUUUGCCUUUGUGUUUUAUGCCGUGUGGAGAAAAAAAAAAUAUAUUCAUUCGUCAUUAUUUGCCUGGGUUUCCUUGGCUGGGACCCAUCCAGUAAGAACUUCUCCUUGACCAGCUUUGUUCCAGAAAAGCAAACUUAUGAAAUAUCAAGAGAGAGGGAAAAAAACAAAACCGAAAUGAUUUUCACCUCCCUCCCAUGUCCUUGCAGUUGUUAUGCAAAGUAAUUUUGUUGUACAUAAGAUUUACAUAAUGCACCUAUUUAAGAAAAUGGUUCACAAAUAACAGGUCUGGGACCUGUCUUUUAUUUAUGAAUUGUUAAUUCUUUUACCCUUUUUUUUGCGUAUAGUACUGUAUAAACUAGUUUGCUGUCUUGUUGUUGUUAUUAUUUUUUUUAAAAAGGAACUGUCCUUGAAGAAUUGCCUUUUAGUAAUGCAUACUGUAUUAUAGUCCCUCUCUGUCACAACAUUCAUCGCAUUGUCUUUUUAAUUUCAAAAUGCCGCAAACAUUAUCAAAUAGGAAGGAAAAUGUUUAUCAAGGGUAUGGUUAUUGGGGGAGGGGGUGCAGGCUUUAAUAUAAUCCAAAUUUCCUUCCGAAGUCUGAAAACUUUCUUUAGUCUUUUAAGCCCUGUUAGCUUUAAACGUGGGGGAUAGGGAAAAUGCAGUGUUUAUGUUGCCAAUGGGAUAUUCACAAAACUCUCUACAUUUUACAAGUCGCCUCUGUUGUUUUAUGUUUACGUCCAAUAUUUCAAAAAGAGAAAAAAAGCUCUCCCUCCAUUUUGUGCAUAGGCUUUUUCUUUUCCUUUUUUUUUUUUUCUUCUCUUCUCCUCCUUUGCUCCCUUUCCCGUACCUGUUACUGUGCACACAUUGUUCUGCACCUUCCUCUGGGGAGACCGAAAAAAUAACGUGGCUGAUCUGAUCGCUCUGACCUGCCUGUAAAUGUGACUGCUAAAUUUUCCAAAUUUUCUUCCACAACUGCUUAGAAGAUGAUUUUUUAAAAAUUGUGGUUUCUUUUAUAACUAUGCUGUUGACUUUUUUUUUCAUAAUGAGCCUUCAUUGUACAGAGCUGCUUAUUUAAAAAAAGAAAAAGGCAAAACAAUUUUUUCUUCUGUUUAACACCUUUAUUUUGUUCUUCAGCACCUCAAGGUUUCACAUACAGCCAAUGUAAUUUUUUAUAUAUAAAUAUAUAUAUAUUUAAUCUUAUUCAAUGGAAGCCAAGCUUUUGUUUGUUUGUUCAUUUUUUUUAAAAAACUUUGUUGCUGUAUAAACCACCCCUACCCAAAUCAUGUUUUUUUUUUUCUUUUUUUCUUUUUGUAACAAAAUGAAACAAAACUGAGUCUUAACUCACAUAGUGUGCCAGGUUCUUUUUCCCCUUCAAAUCCCAAACUGUAUGAGGAUGCAGUAUGGGAAGAAAAAAGAAUAAAAAAAAGAAGAAGAAUUAUGCCAACAUUUUCCUUAGCACUGUUGCUUUUACCAAUGGUUUACUACUACUGUUCUGUAGCUGUGUACAAAGAGAUGUGAAAUAAUUUCAGGCAAAAAUAAACUGUAAGUGAAUAUCUUUUA